This is a messenger RNA of Monopterus albus (swamp eel), 2069 nucleotides long. RefSeq names its product calcium homeostasis modulator family member 6 (gene calhm6). Gene Ontology annotation, molecular function: monoatomic cation channel activity. Lineage: Eukaryota; Metazoa; Chordata; Actinopteri; Synbranchiformes; Synbranchidae. The transcript is spliced from 2 exons. Gene Ontology annotation, cellular component: plasma membrane. Bases 5 to 985 code for a protein of 326 amino acids. The record is from RefSeq and is a predicted model, not a curated record.
AAGGAUGGAUAAGUUUAAGAUAGCUCUGAACAUUGCCAAUAAACAGACCAACUUUGGUUUUGGGUUGGUUGCCAUACUGACAGCAGGAGGAGAGCAGAUCUUCUCCUCAGCGGUGUUCAAGUGUCCAUGCAAUGAGUUGAACUUCCUGUACGGCAUAGUGUUUCUGCUGGUGCCUGCUUUGGCUCUGCUGCUGCUGGGUUACAUCCUGAGUAAGAAGACAUGGAAGCUGUUGACGGGGGUCUGCCAGCAUAGGGCCAAACUGUGCCACUGGAGGAAGGUGGCUGCCGCCGGGAUGGUCCUCUUUCAAAUCAGCACUGCCGCACUGGUGGCGCCUUCCAGCUGGAUUGCUGUGGCUCUGCUGAAUGGGAACUACUAUGAGUGUGCAAUGACAGGAACCAAUGUCAGCACUUACAACAAGCAUCUGUGUGGAGCUACAAGCUAUCAGGCUCAGUGUGAGAAGGAGGUGUACAGGUUCCCUUGUGGGAGGCCUAGCAAUAUACCACAGACUGACAGAGAGGAUGUCCUGCUCACCGUUAGAGCUCAGUCUCAGAUUCUCGGUUGGCUGCUCAUCGCCUCUGUCAUGUUGUCCAACCUGCUGCUGACUUGUGUGUCUCGGUGCACCUCCCCCAUCAGUUACCUGCAGCUCAAGUUCUGGAGAGUCUAUGCUCAUGAGGAGAGUGACAUGAUUGAUUCAUACGCUCCUAAACAUGCCAAAGAACUCGCAGAGAGGAACCUGAAAAGCUUCUUCAACCAGACACCACCUGUGGACAUCAUCACCCCAUCCAACAAGGACUGGGAGAAGAUCUCUUCACUCUACAAGUUUAGCACCAAAAGCCAGUACUACAGCACCUUGCACCACUAUGUGGAGAACUGUCAGAUGGGCAAUAGCGGGUUGUUGAGAAUGGCUUCAGUGAAGUCAAACGAGGUUACUGAUGACAACCCUGCUGUUCUUCAUUUUGUAGAUGAUGGCAGGAUGUCACUGUGAAAGGGUUUUUCAGCAUCAGAGGGCUGUGUUGUGGUUAGACCAGUUUGAUGAUAUCUUGAUUAUACUGACACGGUACACAGAGCGAUUCUGGCUCUUAAUCUAUAGAACCAAGGAGCAGUGACAAAUUUAAAAAGUACAGCUUCAGGAGUCAUCCCAUAUUUUUCUCUUAAAGAAUAAUAAAUUGGCCUUAGCAUUAGUAGAGUAGAGAGCCUAGCCCUGCAACUGUUCCUUACAGAAAUGCUUAAAAUUGUAUAAUAUGAAGUUUACUAUGGACAAAAUGUGAGCUGAUCUGUCUUAUCAUGACUUCAGUCAUUGUCGUCCUCAGCAUCACCAUCAUCAUUAAGUAACUGACAGCAAUCUGGGGUUCAGUAUUCUACUAAAAGACACUUUAACAUGCAAACAGGACAACUGGGGCCAAACCAGUAACCUGCUCUAUCUUCUGAGCCGCAACCUGAAAAGAUGUGUGAUAUAACAUAUACAGCAUAUUAUAAUAAUAAGAAAGAGUAUAAAGGCAGAGAUUCACGUGAGCCUUAUGUGCACCAAAUGAUUUGUUUACCAUGUCUGUGUGGGCUUAAACAGGAAAUGUGUCAUCUUCAUUCAGUGGCUGUAAGUGCAUUUCCUGUGUGCUGCUGGUAGACUGCAUACAUACAUGCAAACAUUCAGCAUAUAAGCUGAAAUGAGUAUAUUUCAUGUAAUAACUUACUGCACACUCUAAAAGGCAAAUUGAUGACUGCAAUGAUUUUGCUACUAUCAAUGGAUAGCAAUGUGUUUCAUGUAUGCAGAUUCACAGCUUUCUGUAUAAUGUGGAACAGAAACCCCAUUGUCAGAAUAUGAUCACUUCCCCAUUCUCGUCUUUGCUGCAACAAUGGUAUGUUCCCCUUGAAAACCAUUUCAACAGAGUGAACGAAUGCUCUUAUAUAUGACUUAAUGUAUUUGUCUUUCCUCUAUGUACCUUUGUCAUUGCAGAUAGAAAUUGAUUUCAUCAUGUUGAAUUCAUGCUGUUGAAAUGUGGAAUUAAGACUUGUUUGAAAAGAAACAAAUCAAAUUAUAUUUUACCAUUCCUAUAAAUGAAAGACUGCUUCAC